AUGAUUUAUACGGUACUGAUUGUACAGAUAUUGUCAAUUACAACGCUUCUAAUCCUACAAAUCCUUUAUUUUCGGAAAAGUAUUUUUUUGCAAAUAAUUCCAGCAUUUGUUGCUGCAACUCUUAUAUAUAGUAUUAUUAGAAGAAAACAUGCUUAUGUAUGGCCAACGAUUGCACUUUCGUGUUUUCAUAUCGUUUUGUCAUUCUAUCUGGAGAUCAUAUUUUUGUUCUACUAUAUUUUCAAACCUGCUUAUAUCAUCAUGGUGCUUAACUGGGCUUUCGACACACAGUAUACAGAAAAAACAGUUUCCUACUACGUACAGUCGACAGUUAUAUUUAUCUCUGUAAUAACAUUUGGCCUCUACAAUUACUGGCACUUGCACAUCUAUUCAUCCUCGCACAAAAUUUGGGAGCAUUUUUCCAUAAUGAUUUCUCCUCAACAUCAGUUUCCCCAGCCUCGCUACUGUACUUUAAAAAAACCGCAUAGGUCCUCAGACUAA
Molecule: messenger RNA, 498 nt
Organism: Enterobius vermicularis (human pinworm)
Lineage: Eukaryota; Metazoa; Nematoda; Chromadorea; Rhabditida; Oxyuridae
Source: the annotation of a GenBank genome assembly